CUAUUUCACUUACAAGGUAAAAAAUGGCUUCUUUUCAUGAUGCACAAGAGUUUUGGGGUAACCAAGGUGGGGAAGACGAAGUGGACGUGCUAUCAGUAGAGCUUAUCGCCAUGAUAGUGCCGUCGGAGUUGCAAGAUUCACCCAGAACCGCCACGCCGGAGAGUAGCGCUAGUUCGAGCGCGGGUGGUGGUUCUAAUGACCACCGGCCUUCAACUUCCAGUGAUUCGACUACGGAAGAGACACCCAGUGAAGCGGAGGGUGUUGAAGAGGUUGGGUGCAGUGCGCCGGCGAUGAGUACAGAAGCGGAGGUGGUUUUGUUUGAAGGGGCGGCACUGCAUCACGAAGUUGCAGAUGGGGCGGCCACAGUAAAGGGGUACAAAAAAUUAGAGGAGAUGGUGAGGAGAUACCAGAUCCCUAGGACUGUUUUGAUCCGAGCUGGAACACCAAACGAAUGGGCAUGUUCAGUAUCACGGACGGGCUGGGUGCCAAUAUACGUAGACCAUUUUGACGCCGAUCUACGGUUUCCUCUGCCCGGACUAAUUUUUGAUGUCCUGACAGAGUACGAGCUGGCCCUUCCACAGCUAACCCCCAACAGCAUAAAGUUUAUCAUAGGUUUUAUGCUGUUGUGUGAGAGGUUGGGGAUGCUCGCGAAGGUGGUGGUCUUCAGGUCGCUCUUCCUAUGCCGUUUGUGUCCGUCCACCAGUGGAACGAUAUGGUACUACAUCUCGGGGAGAGAGAAGAUGAUGAUAUUCACCAACAUCAGAAAUAAGGUGGCGAGGUGGAAGAGACAGUUUGUUUUCAUUCGUGAGACACGAACCGAAAGAGUCAGUAACGAGCUCGCCGCCCGUCUAUCAGAGUGGCGUACACCCAAUACCUAUAUGAACUACCUACAGCUGACUGUUGGUGAUGUCGACCUGAAGAACUGGCUGCUCGAAGAAAUGAGCAGCAUAUUAGAGAGGCAGCGCCAACGAGCACGAGGGUUGAGGAACCGUGGAGCUGGGUCCGGUUCCCAACGCCAGACUCGCUUUGACGAGCGGCCACCUGCAGCACCUGGGCGCAACUCAUCGCACGGGAGUUCCAACUUGGCACCGAGGCUGCAUGUCGAGCAGAGAGUUGAGCCUACGCCCUCAAGCUCAAGAAGGCGCGCGAGGGAGGACUUUGACGCCGAAGAUGACAUCCCCCUCAUCCAGCGGAGGACAAUGGGGCCAAGAAUUUCAUACCCAGAUAGCUUCAGUUACGUAAAGACUGAUUGUCAGGCCACCAUGCUACAGGGUAUGCAGAAUUUUGUGCCCCCUGCAAACCAGCAACGUGCGAAGGGGCACGUUCAGCAGCAUGGAGGACAUGCUGCUCUAAUCAAGCUUAUGGAUGCGUUUAGCUACACCGUCACACUCUUCGAGUGCGACCAGGGAGCGCGGAGCUCAAAGAUGGCAAACCGAGCGGCGUCAGCAGAGAGCCGAGCCGACGAGUUGGCCCGUAAGGUCAACGAGCUGAAGGAGGACCUUGAAAGAGCUCAGACCGAGAAGAAAAGCAGCAUUCAAGCUGCGAAGGAGGAGGCCGGUCGUGCAGAGGACCGGGCCAAGAAGGCAAAAUCUAACAAAGAGAAGACUCUGCAUGAGCUGAGCGCCCUGAGAGAGAGGGCCUUGCAAGCUGAUCAGCACGUCGCCCGGGUUAAGGCGUCCUUGGAGAGGACCAAGAGGUUCCACCAACGCGAUGUCUGCUUUGCCCGUGCACAAGGGGCUAAGUGGCUGGUGGGAGUAGAAAUGUUCCAGGACGCCGUCGUUGUUGCCUCAGCCAACACCACCACGGACAUUUUCAACGAGGUUCGUGGAAAGGUGCUACAAGUUCGAGCUGACUUCCCCAUCGGCGAGCUAGCCUUCUUGGAGGGCGAGGAGAUUGAUGAAGAAGGGAAAGGCCUCACCCAACCAAUUGACACGCAGGUGAGGCUGAAAUGGGAGCUUAAUGAAGAGGGGUUGCCCAUGUGGCCCCCUACCGUAGUGGAAGAGGGGGUAGACACAGAGGGGUUACCAAGCUUUAAUGCUUGGGUUGCAGACCCCCAUGACGUGCCUGCUGAACCUUCCAGCACUCCCCCAUCUGCUCAGCCCGCCUCGGCCGCUGCUCUUGCUCCCUUUCCUUUAGAUCGGCCAUCUCCUGCUCGGUCUAUUUCUGUGCCCAAUGAUGCAUCCAUUCCCAUCAACUUGACGGAUGACUAGUAUAGGAUUUUUUGCUUUGUCUUUUGUAUUUUUGUGUUAAUCGAUGAACUCAUUCAUGAAGUUCUUCACAUGUAAAAAAUCAUUGAUGAAAUAUAAAGUUGAAUCUUUUCUUUUAAGAUUUCUGUAUUGAAUUUUCUGUACAUUAUCAUUUACAAUUGAUUGAUGACAACUUGAAUAAGAUAAUAAUAUACAUGUUUAACUGUA
Messenger RNA from Rubroshorea leprosula, 2414 nucleotides. NCBI's taxonomy places the organism in Eukaryota, Viridiplantae, Streptophyta, Magnoliopsida, Malvales, Dipterocarpaceae. The record is from the annotation of a GenBank genome assembly.